AUGGAGUCCAACUCUCAUCAUUCACCUUAUGUGCACGCUUAUCGCCGUCGCCUCCAACGUAAAGUGUCAACACCGAGUAAAUUAGAAAAAUUGAAGCAAAGUAUCAAGACGGUUAGCAAAGAAUAUUGCGCAGAGUCAUCCAUAUGCGGCCUUAAGCACAUAGUUGAAGAUACAUCAUGGUUUGAAAGAGUGAUUUGGAUAAUAACAAUGAUUAGUGCAUUAAUAUGUUCCGUGUCCUUGGUAUGGAUAACCUUCAGCCGGUACUACGAAUCUCCUCUGGUGACUACACAAAUGCCAGAAGGAGUUUCCGUCAGCAAAAUCAUCUUUCCCGCAGUGGGCAUUUGUACAAACAACAGAAUUAGUAAGAGAGCUGUUACAGAGCUGGCUCGAAAAUUGUUGCAAGAGGAGCGUAAUAAGAAUUACACAGAAAAGGGAAUGCUAUCUUUACUCCAUGGCCUCGGUUGGUUGUACAAUCAGCAGUCAAUUGAUGAUAAGCAAGUGCAGGCGAUGAAAUUACAUCGUGCUCUGGGCGAUUAUGAUGUCAAUGAACUUCUGCGAAAUUUACAAUUCUCAGACGCCUACGAUUUCCCUGACGCGCCAAGUGGAAGCUUUUCCAUGCAAAUUAUAAGCCCAAAUAUGCAGAUGACUGCUCUAGUCACAGCCAGCUUUACGGAGGCAUCACGUGACAUCCAGCACGUACCUGUGAAACUAAGACGUUGUUUAUUCUAUGACGAGUCAUCGUAUCUGCCGUUUUAUACCUAUAGCGACUGCUUGCUGAAGUGCAGAAUGCUGUUUCUAUUAGCCAAGUGUAAAUGUACUCCGUUUAACAUGCCCAAGAUGGUAAAUAAGAGAACUUGCGACAUGCGGGAUGUUCCGUGCUUAAAAAUGUAUCAUGUUCAAUCUUUAACAGUUAGACCUGAUGUAGACCCAAUACCACCUGAGUUGGAACUGGAUAUGGUUGGAGGGGGAAUACCUUGCCCAAUGUGUUACCCAAGCUGCUCAAAGACAGCUUAUAAUUAUGAUUUUACCAGUAAUAAAAUGUAUCCAGAAUAUCUCAACACUGUUAAAACAAACGACAGAGUGCAAUGGUUACAAGGCGCGAAUUUCACCGGAACAUCCAUUGUGCACGUGAAGUAUGCGAGAGAAGUUGCCGAUUGUUACGGGCAAAACAUUAUAAUGAAAUGGUUCGAUCUGAUCAGUAAUAUUGGCUCAACGUGUGGAUUUGUAACGGGAUUCAGUUUCGUUUCCGUCCUCGAAUUCAUUUACUUCUACACUGUGAAACUUUUCCGAGAAAUCAACAGUCGACGUCAGCAAGAGAAACGCAUAGACAGUGAGACAUCUGGAAACUUUGAUCAUAUCAGCCGGUAUCGACCGAUCUACUGGAACGAGCUAGGCGGUUCUACUAGGUUAUUUUGGCUCUGCUUUGUCAUCCUUUCUUGGUAUGGGUCGUCACUUUUGAUAAAGGCUCAGUACCGAGCCUUCCAAAAUAACCCAAUAUCUUUCGUCGUGGAGACAACAUAUAAGGAUUGGAACACGCAGUUCCCAUCAGUCGCCGUUUGUGAAAACGACAACUCAUUACGCAUAGAAAAUAUUUCAGACAGUUUGUGGGGACCGGAUCAUGAUUUUAAUAUGGAAGAGGUUCUAAAAGAAAUAUCUUACUUUAAAGGUGUUACAUACUAUACUUCUGAGUAUUGUGGUGCCACUGACCCAUUGGAAGAAUGUUUUAGUAAUAAUUUAACAUACUAUGCCAGUUUGCUUCGAAGUCCAUGUCGGGAAGUUAUGUCUAACUGUUCCUGGAACAACAAGAGUUUUGACUGUUGCGCCUACUUCAGGCCUAUGGAAACGGAAUUUGGGACGUGUUUUGCUAUUAACUCUAUACAAGGCAGCGAGAAAAAUGUACCAAAAUACGAAAUGACAAGCAACACAACUACUGGAGUAGGAGUGAUAAAGUUUUACAUGAUGAUCCCUGCAAAAGUGUACAUUUUGAAUGAGGAAGAGGUGCCAUCCUUAACGUCUCUAGAUUCAAAUGUCCUGCCGAUAACGCUCGAUUUAAAUCAUAGAAAAGAAGCACAGAUGCGUCUGUGCAAUUGUUCUAAUUUUUUUAUGCCUAAAACCCAGGAAGAAGAAAAGUGCAACAUCAGUGGGGUCAUUUGUAUGAAUAAUCACGCCGAUGACAUAACUGUGCUGAAGGCUAGCUGGUCUCAUCACAAGGGGUUGUAUUGCGACUGUCUUCCGUCAUGCACUGAGGCUGAAAUAUCAGUAGUGAAAGAUAUUAAGGAACCCAACGUUUUGAAAUAUUCUACAGUCCAAAUAGAGCUGUCUUCAUUGCCCAGUGAGAGGUACAGACGGAACGUAGUACGUGGUGUACUGGAUUUAGUUGUGUCAACAGGUGGAACGGGUGGGCUGUUUUUGGGUGCCAGCUUAUUGAGUUUCGUAGAAUUGCUGUACAUUCUACUGAUAAGACCAUUCUGCGAUGUCUACAAACAACGGCAUGAUGAUCCCUGGCAUAGAAAGUAUGGAACCAGACAAAUUAAGGACAACAAAUUUGCACUGAACAGAAAUUUUGCUUUUAGGAAGACUUAA
Messenger RNA from Pararge aegeria (speckled wood butterfly), 2583 nucleotides. RefSeq lists its product as uncharacterized. The transcript is spliced from 15 exons. Gene Ontology annotation, molecular function: ligand-gated sodium channel activity. Bases 1 to 2583 code for a protein of 860 amino acids. NCBI's taxonomy places the organism in Eukaryota, Metazoa, Arthropoda, Insecta, Lepidoptera, Nymphalidae. The record is from RefSeq and is a predicted model, not a curated record. Gene Ontology annotation, cellular component: membrane. Gene Ontology annotation, biological process: sodium ion transmembrane transport.